This is a messenger RNA of Paramecium sonneborni, 833 nucleotides long. The record is from the annotation of a GenBank genome assembly. NCBI's taxonomy places the organism in Eukaryota, Ciliophora, Oligohymenophorea, Peniculida, Parameciidae.
AUGUUUUCAAGAAUUGUCUAAUUUAAAAUUUAUGGCAAAAUUGAUGAAAAACUGUAUUAACUAAUUUCAUUAUUUAGAACCUAAAAAGUCUAUAAAAGUAUAUAGUAAACUAAACUAAUUAAACCAAAAUUAGUGACUAUUCAUAUCCAUGGAGAAGGCUCACUUGUUUAAUCUAAAUGUAUUGCAUCUGCUAUUUAAAAUUAUGCAAAAUAUUAUAAGUAAUCUUGAAACUAUAUUUAUACAGAGUGCCUCUUUAUACUUUUGGAGAAGAUUUUGUUAUGAACAGUUCUGUGUAUUUAAUGACCAUAGGAGACAAAAAUUAUGCAAGUGAAUUUUCAAUAAUAGGAGAUUUUGGAUAUGUUCAAAGAAGAUUGGGAUAUAAGUAAAUAAUGGAAAAUUUGGGAAUGUAUUAAAAUAGAUGAUUAAAUUAAGAGAACAUAAAUUUAUUCACAGUGGUGAAAAAAAAGUAAAAUUGAGUCCAUAUGAUGAUUUAAAAGAAGAAGAUAUAAAAUGGUAGAAAGAAUUUUAAAAGAUUAUAGGAUGGAAGGUUAACUUUAAUAUAGAGAGAGUAGAUUAAAAGAAGAGAUAACUUAAAACAGAAAGUAAAAAGUAAAUCAAGAAUUGUGGAAUAACAUAUUGUUGACAGGAGAAUAGGCAUUAAAAUAUGGUUUAGUUGAUGGAGUGGGUAUUUUCGAUGAUGUUAGAGAGAAAGAAUAUAAAGGAAUGAAAACAUACGAUAUUUUGUCUAAUGUUUUAGAUUAUUAUGUUCCUGCCAAGUAUAAAAAUUAAAAAAUAAAUCUAGUGCAACAUUCUCUAAUUACUUACCGAUUUGA